GUGAGCUGCUGCGGGCGGGCCGGCGCUCUGAUCCGUGGGCGUCUGCCGCGUCUCUCGCCGCCGCCGCCUUCCCUUCGUCACCAUGCCGGGGAUCGACAAGCUGCCCAUCGAAGAGACGCUGGAGGACAGCCCUCAGACAAGAUCUUUACUGGGUGUAUUUGAAGAAGAUGCCACAGCCAUUUCCAACUAUAUGAACCAAUUGUAUCAAGCUAUGCAUCGGAUUUAUGAUGCACAGAAUGAGUUAAGUGCAGCAACACAUCUGACUUCAAAACUUUUAAAAGAAUAUGAAAAACAGCGUUUUCCAUUGGGAGGCGAUGAUGAAGUUAUGACAUCUACUUUACAACAGUUUUCAAAAGUUAUAGAUGAACUUAGCUCUUGUCAUGCAGUACUUUCAACUCAACUUGCUGAUGCCAUGAUGUUCCCCAUUACCCAGUUUAAAGAAAGAGAUCUGAAAGAAAUAUUGACUUUAAAAGAAGUGUUUCAGAUUGCUAGUAACGAUCAUGAUGCUGCAAUUAACAGAUAUAGCCGAUUGUCCAAAAAAAGAGAAAAUGACAAGAUGAAAUAUGAAGUAACAGAAGAUGUGUACACUUCCAGAAAGAAACAACACCAGACCAUGAUGCAUUAUUUUUGUGCAUUAAAUACUCUUCAAUACAAGAAGAAAAUAGCAUUGUUAGAACCUCUACUUGGGUAUAUGCAAGCUCAGAUAAGUUUCUUUAAGAUGGGUUCUGAAAAUCUCAGUGAACAAUUAGAAGAAUUUUUAGCUAAUAUUGGAACAAGUGUACAGAAUGUUCGCAGGGAAAUGGACAGUGAUGUAGAGACCAUGCAACAGACAAUAGAGGACUUGGAAAUAGCCAGUGACCCUUUAUAUGUGCCUGACCCAGACCCCACCAAAUUUCCUGUUAAUCGAAAUUUAACCCGAAAGGCUGGAUACCUUAAUGCUAGGAAUAAAACAGGCUUGGUGUCAUCUACCUGGGAUAGACAGUUUUACUUCACGCAGGGUGGAAACUUAAUGAGUCAAGCCCGUGGAGAUGUGGCAGGAGGCCUUGCCAUGGACAUAGACAACUGUUCAGUGAUGGCUGUGGACUGUGAAGACAGGAGAUACUGUUUUCAGAUCACUUCUUUUGAUGGAAAAAAAUCUUCAAUUUUGCAAGCAGAAAGUAAAAAGGACCAUGAGGAGUGGAUCUGUACAAUAAACAACAUAUCUAAACAAAUAUACUUAAGUGAAAAUCCAGAGGAAACUGCUGCACGAGUAAAUCAGUCAGCUCUGGAAGCUGUCACUCCCUCCCCAUCCUUCCAGCAAAGGCAUGAGAGCCUACGGCCAGCAGGACAGUCUCGGCCACCGACAGCUCGGACAAGCAGUUCAGGGUCCAUAGGAUCUGAAUCCAUGAAUUUGGCUGCCUUAUCACUAGAUUCUCUUGUUGCCCCAGACACCCCAAUACAAUUUGACAUAAUUUCUCCUGUGUGUGAAGAUCAGCCUGGCCAAGCAAAAGCUUCUGGCCAGGGAGGCAAGCGUACAAAUCCAUUUGGUGAAUCUGGAGGAAAUACAAAAUCUGAAACAGAAGAUUCUAUUCUUCAUCAGUUAUUUAUUGUUCGGUUCCUUGGUUCUAUGGAGGUGAAAUCAGAUGAUCAUCCAGAUGUUGUUUAUGAAACGAUGCGCCAGAUCUUAGCUGCUCGGGCCAUUCAUAACAUUUUCCGUAUGACAGAAUCACAUUUAUUAGUCACUUGUGACUGUUUAAAGUUAAUUGAUCCACAGACACAAGUUACAAGACUCACGUUUCCAUUGCCCUACGUGGUUUUGUAUGCUACACACCAGGAAAAUAAGCGGCUUUUUGGAUUUGUCCUUCGGACAUCAGGAGGGAGGAGUGAAAGUAAUCUGUCCUCAGUCUGCUAUAUAUUUGAAUCAAACAACGAGGGAGAAAAGAUUUGUGAUGCUGUUGGACUGGCAAAACAGAUAGCUUUGCAUGCUGAACUGGAUCGGAGGGCAUCAGAAAAACAAAAAGAAAUAGAGAGAGUAAAAGAGAAGCAACAGAAAGAGCUCAGUAAACAAAAACAGAUUGAAAAGGACUUGGAAGAGCAAAGUCGGUUGAUAGCUGCUUCAAGUAGACCAAAUCAAGCCAAUACUGAGGGACAAUUUAUUGUCCUUAGCAGUAGCCAGUCAGAAGAGAGUGAUUUGGGAGAAGAAGGAAAGAAGAAAGAGUCAGAAGCAUAAACCUGUUCUUGCUUUUUGAUUCACCACCAAAUUCAACAAUUUCAGUGGUGAAAUUGCAUGAGGUAACAACUGUGUUGAUAUUUCAAGGAGACUAAGCUUUAUAUUUGCUUGUUUUAGCUUUAUUUUAAAAACAUUGAACUUGAUAACUUAGGUUUACAUUGUUUUGUCUGCAGAAAUACACUGUGCAUUAACAUUAAAUUCAUCAUGUCUACAGAAAACAUGCUUUUAUCCCUGAGGUAGAUUGCUGAGGAAUUAUACUUAGGCAUUUUUUCUUUUAAAUUGUGAACAUUUAUCUUGCAUUUUAAUGGAUUGUAUCAGGUUCAGAUAUUUAUGGCUAUUUUCUCCCUCCUUUCCUUUCAUUAGGAACACUUUACUAGUGAGAAAAUGUUUAACUCAGUAAGUUUAAAACAUUUUCAUAAAAAAUUAUAUAAAUUUGCAGAUAUUUUAACUACAUUAAAUAUGAAGGAGAAUUUGUAUAAAAUCAUUAGAACAGAGGUUUUAGUAAGUUUUAAAUCUUAAGUACGUUUUCAGUUAAGACAGGUAGUACUAUUGAUUUCAGAGUACCUUCUUGGAUUGCACCCAUUUUUCUAAUGAACUACAUGAGAGCCUUCAGGAAAAAAGCCCUUGGCAUUUUGUUACCAUAUUCUUAGUUCUUAGGUUGGGACUUCAGUUAUUACUGCAGAGCAGUAAUGGCUUGAAAAGAUUUCAGAAUUCACUCAAAGAUUUUUGGGUUGUUAUUCAAAUACAGUUCAGAUUAGGAUUGACAUGUAAAGAUACCAUUACAGAAUGAGACUUUGUAUUUUUUGCAUUGUGUAAAAUAAUUUUUACUGAUAAUCACGUGACAUUUCAAAUGAAGUUCAUUUAACAUGUUUGCUGCUUAAGGUAAAAAUUUGCAGUUUAGUGUAGAAAAUGUAAUCCUUUAAAUCUCAAAUUGAUAUUCCAGUAUUUUCAUAAUCUCAUUUUAAUAAUGUAUCGAAUCACCACUUUAUAUCUACAAGGCAGAUCACUAAUUUAUGAGCAUAGAAUAAUUUGCACUAAUUAUUGUAAAUGUAAUUUUCAAAGGAGUAAUAAGGUCUAAUUCCAUGAAAGAGUAAAAUGAAAUUGAAUGCCUGAUACAUUAUAGGAUAGGUUGAGCAAGAAAUGAUAUUAGCCUGUGCCAAGGUUAAAAUGUCAUUUCUCUACUGUCUAUCUUGUUUGUAAAAGCUUGAUUCAUUAUUUUUUACUCAGAUUUUAAAUGUUGCUGAUAGAAAUUAUGUUUAUGUGUUCUACAUGAAAGUAUAUGAGAAAAAGAGAGCAUAUGUGUGUAUAUGUAUAUAUACUCACAUUAAAUAUUUUGAGCAAAAUAUUUUAAAUAGCCAUGAGGCUAAUAACUGACUAACUUUACAAGGGAUAUGAAGUUUUUUCUUCAUAGUUGUGAGUUAGAAACAUCAUCUAUUUUAGUUCUCAAAAUAUAGCUUUGUUGUUUAACAUUGUGUAUAUAUUGUUUUCUGUAGGAGAGGGAUAAUUAUAUAUAGGAUCUUGUAUUAUUUUUAUCCAUGUGUCAAAUGGGGUAAUGAUUACUAAAUAUUUUUGAAGCCUUAUGUUAACAUAUAGCAAACAAGUAGAAAUUGAGAAAAUACUUUUUAAUUAAAAGCAUAUUUUGUGCUUACCGAAA
Molecule: messenger RNA, 3863 nt
Organism: Dipodomys spectabilis (banner-tailed kangaroo rat)
Lineage: Eukaryota; Metazoa; Chordata; Mammalia; Rodentia; Heteromyidae
Gene: Appl1
Product: adaptor protein, phosphotyrosine interacting with PH domain and leucine zipper 1
Exons: 22
Coding region: 83-2209 (708 amino acids)
Biological process (GO): signaling
Cellular component (GO): cytoplasm; endosome membrane
Molecular function (GO): identical protein binding
Source: RefSeq, a predicted model, not a curated record